UCCUUAAGGUAGAUACUCGUUAUCCAGCAGUCUCUGGUAACCCUUUAUAAGUAAGGAAAUCCCUACUUGCUUACCCAAAAAAAAAAUCUCUGAUUCCCCUCAGGAUUACGACUGGGAACAUUGUCUUGUUAUCUGAAAGUUAUUUUUCCACGCAAAAGAUUCAGGAUAUUUGUUCAUAAAUUCACAUCUGAAAUCCUUGUGGGAGUGAAUUGAAAAAUCUCAUCUUGAUAUUUGCCAAAAGGUGUUCUGGACAUGGAUUAUUUGGUAGGAAGUGAGGAUCUCUGAGAGGCAAAAGAGAGAUUUGAUUAGUUGAUGCCAUCUGGUGCUUCUCAGAUACUCCAAGGUGCUAUGAGUGCACAAUUGGCUUCUUGAUGGAGGAUCUUCCUGAAGUAUUAGUUUUCGAUAUUCUCAAGAGAAUAAGUAACUCUGCUGACAGAAAUUCUGUAUCUGUUGUGUGCAAACGCCUUUAUGCAAUUGAGGGAGAGCAGAGAGAUUUCUUAAAAGUUGGAUGUGGAUUACAUCCAGCAACAGAAGCAUUAACAUCUCUGUGCAUCCGCUUCCCAAACUUAAGGAAGGUAGAGAUAGUCUACUCUGGUUGGAUGUCCAACUUGGGAAAGCAAUUAGACAAUCAAGGCCUUCUUGUGCUCUCAUCCCGCUGCCCUUGUCUCGCAGAACUAACCUUGAGUUUCUGUUCAUUCAUCAAUGACACUGGUCUUGGUUACUUAGCUUCUUGCAGAAACCUCAGAUCUCUUAAGCUAAAUUUUGCACCGGCGAUCCGUUCUCAUGGGAUUCUCUCACUUGUUGUUGGUUGUAAGAAUCUUUCCACCCUCCAUCUCAUUCGCUGCAUGAGAGUUAGCAGUGUCGAGUGGCUAGAAUACCUUGGUAGGUUUGGAACCCUAGAGGACCUCUGUAUCAAGAAUUGCAGGGCCAUUGGUGAGGAUGAUCUCAUAAAGCUGGGUCCUGGACUGAGGAGACUCAAGCGGUUGGAGUUUGAGGUGGAUGCAUAUUAUAGGUACCCAAAGGUUUAUGAUCACUUUGUGGUGGAUAGAUGGCAAAGGCAUCAGAUCUGCUGUGAGGAGAUGAAGGAGAUUAGCUUGAUAAAUUGUAUUAUGACUCCGAGCAGAGGGCUUUCAUACUUGUUGGGAAAAUGCCAGGCAUUGGAGAAGCUCCUCUUGGACAUGUGCAUUGGGUUAAAGGACAGUGAUAUGAUUGCAUUGUCUCAGCAGUCCAGCAACCUCAGAAGCAUCUCGUUACGCCUCCCUUCACAGUUUUUGGCACCUGUCUUAGUGAACACUCCUUUACGAUUGACUAAUGACAGUCUGAAGGCCUUAGCUCGUGGCUGUCCCUUGCUUGAAGUGGUUGAAUUAUCCUUCUCUGAUGUAGAAUUCCCAUCAUUAUCUUGCUUCAGUCAGGAUGGUAUUCUAAUGUUGAUUCAAAGCUGUCCAAUUCGUGCUUUGACGCUUAAUAGCACCUGCUUCUUUAACAACAGUGGGAUGGAAGCCCUUUGUUCUGCGCAGGUUUUGCAGACACUAGAGCUUGUGAAAUGCCAGGAAGUCAGUGAUAAGGGGAUUCUACUUGUCAUACACUUCCCUUGCUUGACCAAUCUGAAGCUCCGCAGAUGUUUAGGAGUGACAAACGACGGGUUGAAGCCCCUUGUGGGUUCACAGAAAUUGGAGUCUCUCACAGUUGAAGACUGCCCUCAGAUUUCUGAGGAAGGUGUUCAAGGGGCUGCAAGGUCUGUUUCUUACAAGCAAGAUUUAUCAUGGUUGUAUUGAAUUCUUGGUUCAUGCCUGUUUUGUUGCCGUCUAUAGAGCUGACAGUAGGCUUCUUGAAGAUGUGGAUGCUUCAGAGAUGCGGGCCUUCCAUCCAUUUAAGCACGCAUUCAUAUGAUGCGAUUGUAACCAUCAGUCAUAGCUUUAUUUCCUGGUUGAAGCUGUUCUUUUAGGUUACAAGCUCUAAGAAAAUAUAUUAUCUUCUAAGUUCAGAAGAUUCGUGCAUCAAAGAGGCCACCCAGCUCAUCAUGAUAAUAGAAAGACUUGAUGUGUUUCCACGAGCUCUUGUAUGAAAAACAAUGUCCCGGGAAGCAAUUUGUGUAGGGUUUCCACCCAUAUUCAGUGUGUUUGAACUUUGCAUGGAACAUUUGCUGCUCUUGAACCUGAAUUCAGCUUACACUGAUAAGAAGCAAAAAAAUUUUAGGCAUAACUGGGUCUUUGCUAUCU
This is a messenger RNA of Elaeis guineensis (African oil palm), 2219 nucleotides long. RefSeq names its product F-box/LRR-repeat protein 14. Gene Ontology annotation, cellular component: SCF ubiquitin ligase complex. NCBI's taxonomy places the organism in Eukaryota, Viridiplantae, Streptophyta, Magnoliopsida, Arecales, Arecaceae. The record is from RefSeq and is a predicted model, not a curated record. Gene Ontology annotation, biological process: SCF-dependent proteasomal ubiquitin-dependent protein catabolic process.